This is a messenger RNA of Engraulis encrasicolus (European anchovy), 1951 nucleotides long. Its product is annotated as sodium-dependent neutral amino acid transporter B(0)AT1-like. Gene Ontology annotation, biological process: sodium ion transmembrane transport. The record is from RefSeq and is a predicted model, not a curated record. The transcript is spliced from 12 exons. NCBI's taxonomy places the organism in Eukaryota, Metazoa, Chordata, Actinopteri, Clupeiformes, Engraulidae. The coding region runs from base 12 to 1853 and encodes 613 amino acids. Gene Ontology annotation, cellular component: plasma membrane.
ACGCUACUGCCAUGCGUCUGGUGUUCCCGAACCCCGGGCUGGAGGAGCGCAUACCCAGCCAUGCCCAGCUGGAAAAGCUGGAGGUGGAGGAGGCGGACAGCCGGCCCAAAUGGGACAACAAGGCCCAGUAUCUACUCACCUGCGUGGGCUUCUGUAUCGGGCUGGGCAACGUCUGGAGGUUCCCUUACCUGUGCCAGAGUCAUGGAGGAGGAGCGUUCAUUAUCCCCUACAUGAUCCUAUUGGUCCUGGAGGGCACGCCCCUCCUCUACCUGGAGUUUGCCAUUGGCCAGAGACUCAGAGGGGGCAGUGUGGGGGUCUGGAGGUCCAUCAGCCCCUACCUCACUGGAGUCGGGAUCGCCUCUAUGAUGGUGUCCUUCCUGGUGGCCCUCUACUACAACACCAUUCUCUCCUGGGUCAUGUGGUACUUCUUCAACUCCUUCCAGAACCCGUUGCCAUGGAGCCAGUGUCCCAUUAACGACAACAGAACAGCUCUGGUGGAGGAGUGCGCCAAGAGCUCCUCGGUGGAUUACUUCUGGUACAGGGAGACCCUGAACACCUCGGCCACCAUCGACGACUCUGGAGGACUGAUGUGGUGGCUGGUGCUGGUGUCCUUCUCAGCCUGGACCAUUCUCUACAUCUGCUGCUUAAGGGGGAUCGAGUCCACUGGCAAGGCGGUCUAUGUGACUUCAACUCUUCCGUAUGUGGUGUUGGCCAUCUUCCUGAUCCGAGGAUUAACCCUUAAAGGAUCCACCAGUGGCAUAGUGUUCCUCUUCACCCCAGAUGUGAACGAGUUGAUGAAUCCUCAAACCUGGCUGGAUGCUGGAGCUCAGGUGUUCUACUCGUUUGGUCUGGCCUGGGGAGGGCUCAUCUCCUUCUCUAGCUACAACUCUGUGCACAACAACUGUGAGCUGGAUGCCAUCAUCAUCUCCAUAGUAACGGGCUGCACAUCGCUCUAUGCUGCCAUCGUCAUCUACUCCAUUAUUGGGUUCCGAGCUACAGAGAAGUACGACGAUUGCCUCGGCGGGAAUAUCCUGGCGCUGCUGAAUGCGUUUGACAUGGCCGAGGGAAGCAUCACACUGGACAACUAUGACUCGCAUCUCACGAAUCUCACCAGCAUCUCUCCAGGCAUCAUCGAGGGAUUACAGCUGAAGACCUGUGAAAUGCAGACCUUCCUCAGUGAGGGUGUGGAGGGGACUGGCCUGGCCUUUAUCGUCUUUACGGAGGCCAUCACCAAGAUGCCCAUCUCCCCUCUCUGGUCCGUGUUGUUCUUCGUCAUGCUCUUCUGCCUCGGCCUGUCCAGCCUAUUCGGCAACAUCGAAGGGGUGGUGGUGCCGCUGCAAGACCUCAAUGUCCUUCCUAAGAAAUGGCCCAAGGAGGCUUUCACAGGUCUGACGUGUCUAGUUUCCUUCAUCAUUGCUUUGAUCUUCUCUCAACGCUCGGGAAACUACUGGGUGACUUUGUUUGACACCUUCGCUGGCUCCAUACCUCUACUCACCAUCGCCUUCUUUGAAAUGAUCUCAGUUGUGUACAUAUAUGGAAUAGACAGGUUUAACGCGGACAUGGAGUUCAUGAUCGGCCACAAGCCCAACAUCUUCUGGCAGGCUACCUGGAGGUUCAUCAGUCCCCUGCUGGUGCUGGCCAUAUUCAUAGCCUACUUCGUCUCCCAGGUGACAAAAGAGCUCACCUACGCUGUAUGGGACCCCAGCUAUGUAGACUUCCCGAAAUUGGCCAGACUAACGUAUCCUGGAUGGAUUUACGUCAUUAUCUUCAUACUGGCUGGGGUGCCUAGUUUGGCUGUUCCGGUGGUGGCGCUUUAUAAAUACAUACGGAUCCGUUGCAGCGGAGGACACUGAUGUUAAAAGCCUUCAAGGGGUAUGCCACUAUUUUGGGGCUUAUUGUAAUACGAUUGAAAUCAUUGCCCUGGGUUUAUAAAGGUGGCAAAGUGUCUUAU